This is a messenger RNA of Hemicordylus capensis (graceful crag lizard), 1878 nucleotides long. RefSeq names its product protein spire homolog 1-like. Lineage: Eukaryota; Metazoa; Chordata; Lepidosauria; Squamata; Cordylidae. The coding region runs from base 73 to 1704 and encodes 543 amino acids. Gene Ontology annotation, molecular function: actin binding. Gene Ontology annotation, biological process: polar body extrusion after meiotic divisions; actin filament network formation; actin filament polymerization. The record is from RefSeq and is a predicted model, not a curated record. Gene Ontology annotation, cellular component: cytoplasmic vesicle membrane; cell cortex. The transcript is spliced from 14 exons.
CUUUUCUUAUUCACUUGUGAAGCAUUUAUAUUUUUUAAAAAAAUAGGAAGAGGGAAGAAGCCAAGAAACACCAUGAUGUAUACAAAAGAGCUCAUGAAAAUAUCACUAGCUGAGUUUCUGAGAUAUUAUGAGCAGCCUAUAAGUGAGGAACAAGCAUGGGCUAUUUGUUUCCAAUGUUGCUGUAAAAUGAAACAGAUAGUAGCUCAGGAUUCUGCAUUACAGAUGAUAGUCUUAGAUGUUGAUAAUGUCUACAUCCAUUCUGACGGCAGUGUGUCCUUUACCAUAAAACAUAACUCUGAUGAUAGUCAUACAAAUCAACAACCACCACCACCAAGUGAUUGGCUGGAAGAUAAGCUGACAGAACUGUUGGGAAAGCUGAUCUAUAAAGCUCUGGACUGGGGAAUUGAGAGCCACAUGGAACGGGAGCUGAGCGAGUCCCUGGAGAAGCUCAUAUGCCUUAUGCUAAAGCUGAACAUAGAGACAGUGAAACCAGCAGUCUCCUUCCAAGAUGUCAUCAAGAUCUGUGAGGAUCACUUCCUCAAGCCUUCCGAAGCUGCCAGUCAUUAUACAGUGAUCUGCAGAGUGCUCUUUGCUGAAUACAUUGAGCUUCAGAAACUCAUGUUCACUAUUCAGAGCUGCAAAGAGUAUUUGGGGAGAAUGGACGUGAAAGAAGAUUCUCGGAGGCAGAAGCCUGAUAACAGGGAUUUGGGGAGAAUGGAUAUGAAAGAAGACUCUCAGAGGCAGAAGCCUAAUAACAGGGCUGGCUUGUGGCAAGAUGUGCUUGGUGACUUGCAGAAGGGUGUGAGGCUGCACAAGCCUAGGGCUCCUCCAGAAAAGUGUACCCGCUACCCAUAUAACACAGUGGUGGAUGAUAUCAAAAACAAGCGCUAUGCUCUCCGCAAAGUUUCAGCACGGGAAGUGAAAGAGAGAGUCUGCCAAGAGCCAAGUCUGCAUGAGCGGCUCAUGAUGGAAGUGAAAAAUCCGCCCAAGCUUCGACCCACCUUUACAGGGAAAAGUAGGAUCAACCACAAAAAAGACUCUCAGAAGUUCUCAAUGAAUAACAUUUUCUCUGACCAAAACAUCAGUAUGGACACCUCAAAGACGAAAAAACGACGGCUGAAUUGCAUCCAGUCUGACCCAGAAAUUAAGCUGUUGUCCAACUGCAAUCAGAUGCCUACAAGAUGGUCACUGCCAACUAUUGCAGAUUUGAUGAGGACACAAUAUGCUGAGUAUAUUACUGAAAUGAAGGAUUCCUGUCAAAAAGCCAGUUGCAGUAUAUCUUCAAGAACCCAGGUGUGUGCCUUUUGUCAGAACCAGUUCUUCAUCUGGCCUUACCUGUGUCAUCUCUGUAGUAGUGUGAUCUGCAAGGACUGCUGCAUUAAGAUGUCCAUGCCGGUCAGACCCUGUAUACGUCUUCCACUUAACUUCUUUAAGGUAGUAAAACUGAGCAAAGAAGACAACCUGGUCCCGCAGGAUCAGAAAACUGCACAGCUCUUAUAUGAAGUAGAACACUGGGAUUCUUCGAGAGUGCCUCUUGUGUUUGAGCCCCACCGUUUAUCGUUACCCCUUGCUUGUCGUGCAAAAAUCAUGACAGAUUGGCCUUCUGUGGACAUCUGUAACAAAUGUGAGCAAUACCUUCUGGAGAUCAUCUCACAUCAGCCUCCUUCCAGGAAAAGACCUUUGUCAUGGACGGAAAUGGAAUAAUAUCCUACCCUUACCUCCACACUUCCAAGUAUGAGAAAUGUAAAUCAGUGACACAAAGGCCUAAACAGAAGAACCCAUGCUAGAUUGUGUUUUCUCUUCUAGUGCUGAAGGGCCAGAUACUGCUCACUUGACUGAUUUGGAAAGCUGCACCUUAAAAAAAUAAAUAAAAAUAAA